Molecule: messenger RNA, 761 nt
Organism: Cucumis sativus (cucumber)
Lineage: Eukaryota; Viridiplantae; Streptophyta; Magnoliopsida; Cucurbitales; Cucurbitaceae
Exons: 1
Coding region: 92-547 (151 amino acids)
Source: RefSeq, a predicted model, not a curated record
AUAAAUUACUCUUAGAUUCUUUAAUUCGAGAUUCAAUUAGAGAAUUACCUUGCGGAUCUUGUUUCGAUUCUGAACUUCUCUUUAGCUAAUAAUGAUUGGAUUCGAUCAGACAACAAUGGCGGCGAAGGUGAUCUCCGGAAAGGAACAGAUGGCUCCAGUGACGCAACACAGCGGCCAAGUAAUCGACGUGGAGUCAGUAAAAUGCGAGUGUUGUGGAUUGACGGAGGAGUGCACUCCGGCGUACAUCGGGCGUGUGCGGGAGCGGUACGAAGGGCGUUGGAUUUGUGGACUCUGUGCGGAGGCCGUGAAAGACGAAUCUCUCAGAUCUCAAAGCAAUAUCACUACCGGAGAAGCUGUGAAGAGACAUAUGAAGUUUCACAAAGCUUUCAAAUCUUCAAUUCCUCCUCUGAAUCCAACGGAGGAUUUGAUUUCAGCUAUGAAACAGCUUCUCCGACGAUCGCUGGACUCUCCGAAGAAGGACAGUUCACGAUCGCUUGGCCGUUCAAAUAGCUGUUUCUCCGCCAUUCCGGGCCGGCGAAGUCAUUAGGAUUUGACGCCGGCCGGCAGCCGACGUUCAUGGCGGUAAGAUGAAAAUAAAUAAUGUUUAGAUUUUAAAUUUUCGGAUGUAAAAUUUUUGCUAGGGCUUUCUUUUGUUUAAUUAAUUAACUUUUGAAUUACUUCCGUUAAUUGUUCUUGAGAAAAGAAUCUCGUAUUGAUUAGCCAUCUCAAAGGAGAUUUGAAUUUUAAACUUUGCAUGACUA